UGUGGUUUAGACCUCUUUGUGAUCAUUGCUUUUUUUGCUUGUCAUAUAUAUGAAGAUAUAAUUUGAGAUAUUAUGUUAUAUACUACUACUACUGAGAUACUAUACAUCUCAUUGUGAUGGUUUGGAAUUUUGUGCACCACUUUGUCUUUGUGUGGUGCCUAUCUUUUAUGUGGUUUAGACCUCUUUAUCAUUGCUUUUUUGCUUGUCUAUCAACUUGGUCGUAAUUUCUAGUCCCAACAUGCCAAAGGGUCCUUCACAUUGCAGUGUCAAGUGAACACAAUGGGAGCCGGUGGCCGAAUGUCUGAGCCCAACACCAAGUUAGAAGGUAGCAAAAAGAGCCCAAUUGAGCGAGUGCCACACGCCACACCACCAUUCACACUAAGCCAAAUCAAGAAAGCCAUUCCACCCCAUUGCUUCAAGCGCUCUCUUCUCCGCUCCUUCUCUUGUGUCAUUCACGACCUUUUCUUCGCCUCAUUGUUCUACUACGUAGCCACCACUUACUUCCACCUUCUCCCCCACCCACUUGCAUACAUAGCCUGGCCACUUUACUGGAUUUUCCAAGGCUGCAUUUCGACCGGUAUUUGGGUCAUUGCUCAUGAGUGUGGUCACCAUGCCUUCAGUGACCACCAGUGGGUGGAUGACAUUGUUGGCCUUGUCCUCCACUCUGCUCUUCUCGUCCCUUACUUCUCGUGGAAAUACAGUCACCGCCGCCACCAUUCAAACACCGGCUCCAUUGAGCGCGACGAAGUGUUUGUUCCAAAGCCAAAAUCUCAAAUGUCAUGGUUCUCCAAAUACUUGAACAAUCCACCAGGGAGAGUAUUAAGCCUCGGUGUUACAUUGACUCUUGGAUGGCCUUUGUACUUGGCUUUCAAUGUAUCAGGCAGACCAUAUGAACGUUUCGCUUGUCAUUAUGAUCCUUACGGUCCAAUCUACUCAAACCGUGAAAGGCUUCAGAUAUUCAUCUCGGACAUAGGAGUUUUCAUCACUACAUUUGUGCUGUACCAACUCGUCUCGGCCAAAGGGUUGGGUUGGGUUGUGUGCGUGUAUGGGGUGCCAUUGCUUGUAGUGAAUGCCUUCCUUGUUCUGAUCACUUACUUGCAGCACACACACCCUGCACUGCCGCACUAUGACUCGUCCGAGUGGGACUGGUUGAGAGGAGCAUUGUCUACGGUCGACCGAGACUAUGGAGUUCUCAAUAGAGUUUUCCAUAACAUUACAGACACUCAUGUGGUGCACCAUUUAUUCUCCACAAUGCCACAUUACAAUGCAAUGGAAGCAACCAAAGCUGUGAAGCCAAUAUUGGGAGAGUACUACCGUUUAGAUGACACUCCAGUAGUCAAGGCUAUGUGGAGAGAGGCCAAGGAGUGUCUCUAUGUUGAGCCAGAUGAUGAGUCUCCUAGCAAAGGUGUUUUUUGGUACAAGAACAAGUUCUGAUCAAAUCAAGUGCAGUAGGAGAGUUGUUGAGUAGUGUUGGUCAUGUUCAUCUCUGCUGUGUGUGUAUGUGUGUGUGUGUGUGUGUGAAAUGCUUAAGAUGAUGAGAAAAAUGGAGAGUAGUAAUAGUAAUAGUAAUAGUAAUAGCAAUAGUAAUAAUAGUGGGUGUGGUUUAAUGGUUAGGUGUUGAUUUAGUGUCUUUUGGGCAUGUAAUGAACCUUGUUUUAGUUUAAAUAUUUUAAGUAAUUUUGGUUAUAAUGGGGUAUUUACUUGAUGUGAUGUGUAAUACGUUUCAUUUUGGCAAAUUGGGAUAUUAUGGCCAAUUAGAUAUUAAUACUAGUAGAUAAUAUCUUUAUA
Molecule: messenger RNA, 1788 nt
Organism: Humulus lupulus (European hop)
Lineage: Eukaryota; Viridiplantae; Streptophyta; Magnoliopsida; Rosales; Cannabaceae
Product: delta(12)-acyl-lipid-desaturase-like
Exons: 2
Coding region: 280-1434 (384 amino acids)
Biological process (GO): lipid metabolic process
Molecular function (GO): oxidoreductase activity, acting on paired donors, with oxidation of a pair of donors resulting in the reduction of molecular oxygen to two molecules of water
Source: RefSeq, a predicted model, not a curated record